Molecule: messenger RNA, 2014 nt
Organism: Coprinopsis cinerea okayama7#130
Lineage: Eukaryota; Fungi; Basidiomycota; Agaricomycetes; Agaricales; Psathyrellaceae
Product: exo-beta-1,3-glucanase
Exons: 10
Coding region: 1-1986 (661 amino acids)
Biological process (GO): glucan catabolic process
Cellular component (GO): cell surface; extracellular region
Molecular function (GO): beta-glucosidase activity
Source: RefSeq, a predicted model, not a curated record
AUGGAAGACACAGCCCGUGCAGGCAGCUACUCUCCGUUUGGGACAUGGGAACCUUCCCCUCGUCACUCGACUGGCAGCAAAGCGUUGCUAUCUGAGGCAUCAAGCGACGGAUCCGUGACCAAGAAACCCCUUCAUCGUCGUGUUUGGUUCAUCAUCUUAUUUGCUCUUACGGUCAUUGUCGUUCUGUUUCUGGCCAUCUUUCUUCCAAUAUACUUCACCACUAUAAAGCACUCUGAUGAUAGUAGUCCAUCCUCUCGAGGAACGGCCCGGACUGGAGGGAAUGGCUCCGAGAUAACGGCGGAAGAUGGGACGAAAUUCGUAUACUUGAAUCCAUUUGGAGGACACUGGGUGGAUGAUCCUGACGAUCCGUUCAACAACGACGCGAGGCCAAACUCCUGGACUCCGCCGCUAAACUCUUCGUGGAAGUGGGGAGAGGACCGCAUCUACGGCGUCAACCUCGGUGGUCUCUUCGUUUUGGAGCCCUUCAUCUCUCCAGAGAUAUUUCAGAGGUACCCAGGGACGAAGGACGAGUAUGAGCUUUCAGAGGCCAUGGCUGCAGACGAGGCCAACGGUGGCUUAUCCCAACUCGAAGAGCACUACGCCACCUUCAUUACAGAACAAGACAUUGCCGAGAUCGCAGGCGCUGGUCUAAAUUGGAUCAGGGUCCCCAUUGGAUUUUGGGCGGUUGAGACAUGGGAAGGGGAACCAUUUUUAGAGAGGACGUCGUGGAAAUAUUUCCUUCGGAUAAUCAAGUGGGCUAGAAAAUACGGCCUGAGAGUGGCCCUGGACCUACACGCAGUCCCUGGAUCGCAAAACGGCUACAAUCACUCGGGAAGAUUAUCUCAAAUUAACUUUCUGGCCGGGAACAUGGGCAUCGCCAAUGCUCAGAGGACGCUCUAUACCCUCCGCGUGUUUACUGAAUUCAUCUCCCAACCCGAGUAUAGAGACGUGAUUCAAGUGAUUGAGCUCGUAAAUGAGCCUUUGGCUGGGGAGAUAGGUGCAGAGGCCCUGUCGAGCUUCUACCUGGAAGCGUACAACAUGAUUAGGAAGAUCACAGGAACGGGAAACGGAAAUGGACCGUACAUUGCUAUAUCCGACGGUCUUCAACCACUCUCAUUGUGGGAUGGUCUACUUCCUGGGGGCGACCGGGUUAUCAUGGACGGCCACCCAUAUUUCGCCUUCGGUGGCAUAAACACUGCGCCCAUAACAGAACCUGCCGAAGAUGGGAAGGCUGGAGGGACGUGGCCGAAAGCUGCGUGUGAUAACUGGGGACCCGCCUUCAACCACAGUCGAAGGGCGAUUGGCCCCACUGUCGGAGGAGAAUUCUCAGCUGCACCUAAUGAUUGCGGCUUAUUCUUACGGGGUGUUGGUAUCGAAUCACCGCACCCUCAAUGUCAGGAGUACGAUGACUGGGAGAAUUACAAUGCCACCAUGAAAGAAGGAUUGGAAAGCUUCAUCACGGCCAGCUUUGACGCGUUGGGAGAUUUCUUCUUCUGGACAUGGAAGAUCGGUCCAUCGAUCGACGGUCGAGUAGGGACCCCCCUCUGGUCCUACAAGCUAGGACUCGAAAAUGGUUGGAUACCCAGAGAUCCUAGAACCUCGAUCGGGAAAUGUCUAGCUCUUGGGGGAAAUCAAGAGCCUUUCGACGGAGCCUACCCACCGUAUCGCACGGGGGCUGAUCCCUCACCCACCAUUCCUGCCUCAUACUCCUCACAAUACCCCUGGCCACCUGCAGCCAUCACGGGAGCCGCUGUUCCUGUAGAACUCCUCCCGACUUACACCAAUACAGCAUCGAUCGUUACCCUGCCAGUAGAGUUACCGACAGGGACCCCCACUCCUCUUCCCAGUGGGCUGGACGGCUGGUUCAAUGACGACGAUGUGGAAGGAGGCCCAGCUGAGAUUAGUGGAUGCCAGUACCCCGACCGCUAUACGGCAGAGUUCUCUACCAUUCCCACUGCACCUUGUACAGGUCCCACUCCCGCCUAAAACCCUCUCUCGCACACGAUGUUGGGGU